This is a messenger RNA of Guillardia theta CCMP2712, 1347 nucleotides long. RefSeq lists its product as hypothetical. The transcript has a single exon. The record is from RefSeq and is a predicted model, not a curated record. Gene Ontology annotation, molecular function: protein kinase activity; ATP binding. Gene Ontology annotation, biological process: protein phosphorylation. The coding region runs from base 201 to 1208 and encodes 335 amino acids. NCBI's taxonomy places the organism in Eukaryota, Cryptophyceae, Pyrenomonadales, Geminigeraceae.
ACCCGCAUAUUCGCAGCCACGGACAAGAUCAGUCUGAGAGCAUAAGGAAGCAGCGAGCGAGAGGAUCUGGGAAGUAAAGAGAGAAGAAGGAAACACGAGUGAAAACCUGAGCAUCAAUCCGCGGCAUAGAACUACCUGGAUCAAAGGUUGAAGUGCUUUGAAGGCAGCCAGUUCAACUUUGAAACCACUUUGAAAAGAAUAUGUAUAUCGUCCAAGGAAAGCCAGGGGAGAGUUCAUUGUACCCCUAUACGCAGUCCCUGCUGCCAGAAGCAGCAAAAAUAUCAAAUGACGCAACUAUCCAUCACCCCCAGGAGGCUUUCAUGAAGGUGACCCAAGGACAUUGGGAGGUGAGAGAAGACGAAGUACAAUGGGGGCAGAAGAUCGGAGAAGGAGCGAAUGCAGUUGUCUUCAAGUGCAAGGUUCGAGGAGUCACAUGCGUGGCCAAGCGGCUGAAGAAGGGGAUGCAAGCGAGGUCUCAAUCGUACAAGGAUCUGAUCAUGGAGCUUGACAUCUUGACAACAGUCGCCCUCCAGCCUCACUCAAACCUGGUUCGAUUCAUCGGAGCGAGCAUCUGGGACCCGGAGAACCCGAUCAUCUUCGAGGAGUACGUUAACGGCCCUACGUUGGACCGAUACCUCUUGGCGCGCUUCGGCAAUCGUAUGGGGCGCAAGACUAUCUUCUCAUGGAGCCUCGACAUCCUCAAGGCCCUGGACUACCUGCACAGUCGCGACCCCAUCAUUCUCCAUCGCGACGUCAAGCCUGCGAACCUUAUGCUCACUCGAGACUUGACGACGCUGAAGCUGGCAGACUUCGGGAUGUGCAAGCCUGUGGACAGGUCAGUCAGAGACGUCGUCAAGCACCACGGGCAUACGGGAACGCUGAGGUACAUGGCGCCUGAGGUUCUCUCACAGAGACUGGGCAACUACAACGAGAAAGCGGAUAUCUACUCGGCUUCUCUUGUCUUGUGGUACUUGGCAACCUGCCAGCGUCCGCCCGACAACGACUUGCAGCGGAUCUACGAGCGGCCGGAGCUCGAGGCUGUUAAGUGGCCCAGCUUUGAAGGGCUGAUUCAACGCAUGUGGGCCCAGGAUUCCAACCAGCGACCGUCAGCGAGGGAGUGCAUGGAUGCGAUGAAUGCUUUCCCGGACAAGCCGGACAUCAGCUCAGGAAUCGCCCCUGGCAGGCCAACAUGCUGCAACUUACAGUAACAAACCACCAAGUCAACACUUCCAAUCGUUUCUUCAUUGUUUGUAAUUUACGCGGGCUGGACAGAGUUUUACUUGUGAUUUGAUUUUUUUCUUCUUGUCUUGAUUUAGUAAGGUGUGAUAAAGAGUCUUAAACGCUUUU